Messenger RNA from Baudoinia panamericana UAMH 10762, 1725 nucleotides. RefSeq lists its product as uncharacterized. Gene Ontology annotation, biological process: L-phenylalanine catabolic process. The transcript has a single exon. Gene Ontology annotation, cellular component: cytoplasm. The coding region runs from base 207 to 1583 and encodes 458 amino acids. The record is from RefSeq and is a predicted model, not a curated record. NCBI's taxonomy places the organism in Eukaryota, Fungi, Ascomycota, Dothideomycetes, Mycosphaerellales, Teratosphaeriaceae. Gene Ontology annotation, molecular function: homogentisate 1,2-dioxygenase activity.
CAAUAUCCGAAACCACUCGGCUUCGAGAUGCCGUACACGCCUAGUUCAGGCAAGGUUGGUGGGCACCGGAGGGCCGUAUCUCUCUAUACCUCUGGAUGUCUUGACGAACCCAAGAACAAAUGUAGCAUAUUAACAAACAUCUUGCGUGGGGUGCGAGCGCCGUUCUCGCCCAAACACUGCCUUUACAGAAUCCGUCCCGUGUCAACAUGCCAGUCACCCACUUUGCGACGCCCGAUCCAUACGCGUAUCACAAUGGCUUCUGCUGCCAUCACGAGUCCGAGGCACUGCAGGGAGCCCUACCACUCGCUCAGAAUUCGCCACAAAAACCUCCCUACGGACUCUACGCUGAGAAGCUGUCGGGCACUGCAUUCACAGCACCCCGAAAGGAGAACCAACAGUCCUGGAUGUAUCGCAUCUUACCGUCAGCUGUGCACCGCGCAUGGGAACCGGUGCCAACCCAGGAGUAUGACGCUACAAGCCUGAGCGGCGCCGAUGUACAACAGAUUCCGAAUCAGCUACGCUGGGACCCCUUCGACUUCGAUGAUGCAGUGGAUUGGCUGGGUGGGCUUCAUCUAGUCGCCGAAGCUGGAGAUCCAGUGAUGAAGACUGGCCUGGCGAUCUACGUCUUUGCGGCAGGUCAGAGUAUGAAGGCGAACGAGGCGUUCUACUCAGCCGACGGCGAUAUGCUUGUAGUUCUUCAGCAUGGUGUACUCGACCUGACCACAGAGUUCGGACGCAUCGCGCUUAGAGCCAAUGAAAUCGCCGUAAUCCCACGUGGUAUCAGAUACCGCGUAGACAUGCCAAACGGUUCUGCCCGAGGGUACAUCUGCGAGCUCUAUCAGGGCCACUAUCAACUACCCGAGUUAGGGCCGAUUGGCAGUAAUGGUUUAGCUAACGUGCGUGACUUCCAAGUUCCGCGAGCCUUCUACGAGGAGGAUUUCAAUACCUGGACGCUCGUUUCCAAGUUCAACAAGGUGCUGUACCGGACGAGUCAAGACCACACGCCGUUUGACGUUGUGGCUUGGCAUGGUACCUACUACCCUUACAAAUAUGACUUGGGUCGCUUUAACACCAUCGGCUCCAUCUCCUAUGACCAUCCAGACCCCAGCAUCUUCACAGUCUUAACCGGACCAAGCUAUCAAGAAGGGACCGCGAUCGCCGACUUCGUCAUCUUUCCGCCCCGCUGGCUGGUGCAGGAGGACACCUUCCGACCGCCCUGGUACCACCGCAACACCAUGUCUGAGUUCAUGGGUUUGAUCGCAGGGGAUUACGAUGCCAAAGCCGGAGGGCCGGGCGGCUUUCGCCCCGCAGGUGCUAGUCUCCACAACAUCAUGAGCGGCCAUGGUCCGGAUGCGGUAACGCAUCGUGCAGCAACGUGUACCGACCUCAAGCCACAGAAGGUGGGAAGUGGGUCGAUGGCGUUCAUGUUCGAGAGCUGCCUGAUGGUAGGAGUGACUGCGUGGGGAUUACAACACUGUCAGAAGGUGCAACCGAAGUACAAUGAGGAGAGCUGGGAGCCGUUGGUGUCUCACUUCGACAAGUCGAACGUGGGAGCAGGUGCGGCGAACCAGAAUGGUCAUUGAACCCUUCGAGCAAGAUACUGUAACCAGCUUGCAUUAUCUCAGCGUACGUAGGUGCGGCACAGGAUGUGGUGGUCCUUCAAUUCUGCACUGUCGGUAAAGUCGCGCUACGUAGAGAGACAAGGACGGCUGAAAGCAAUUCUAA